Nilaparvata lugens (brown planthopper) is the source of this 686-nucleotide messenger RNA. RefSeq lists its product as uncharacterized. NCBI's taxonomy places the organism in Eukaryota, Metazoa, Arthropoda, Insecta, Hemiptera, Delphacidae. The transcript has 2 exons. The record is from RefSeq and is a predicted model, not a curated record. The coding region runs from base 219 to 548 and encodes 109 amino acids.
UCUGAGAGUUGGCUAGAGGCAGUCGCUAAUCGUUUCUCUCUCUUAUCAGCUACCGUUCAGGUUAUGAAUCGUUAAGUUUCGUCGGUCAUCCUUCUUCGCCUGCCGGUUUUUGUAAAAUUAUUUAUUGAUUCGUAGAAUCCAAAUAUAUCGCUUACGUGAUCCUAUUACAGUUCAUACAUAUCUUACGUUACCUUUUCCGAGACCUUUGUCAAAUAAAAAUGAGUAUGUGUGCGGAGUGCAGUUUGCCGGUCGUUAGGUCGGGCAGAAACUCAUCGAUAUUGUGUUCGGAGUGCGGUUCGAUUUACCAUGGAAAAUGUAUUCAAAGUGGGUCAGACAGACCUUUGAGUGAGGCUGAACUCGAGAUCUUGGCAAAGGGUGCUUGGAAGUGUGGGGGCUGUAUGGUGGGAAUUCGGCUUCAACGUGGUGCUGGCCCAAAUUCGACUCCUAUCAAGACCCCUGGUGCGGGGUUCGUUACUCAUUCCUCGGGCUCUGUGGAUCCAAAUAGUUUGUCCCUCAAUGACUUCAAAACCGAUGCUGCAACCACUUGACGAACAGGACAUCCGGGAGAUCUUGAAGGGGAUGCGUGGUGGCUCUGCUCCGGGGCUUGAUAACAUUGAUUCAAAAUUCAUAAAAGAACACAUUGACGUGGUGAUUGAGCCUCUUCUUCACAUUAUUAAUGUCAGUAU